GGCUCGUUUAUAUAAAGCGAGGCAGCGCGCUGCGAGUAGCAGUUGAGGGUUGGAGGAGCUAGGGUGUAGGGAGUGAGAGGUUGGGACAUGGGUGGUUGUUCGAACGUUGGGUGUGCGUGGAAUUAACCCGUUCCUGUCUGGGUUAACUCUUUACUGCCCGCGGAGGACGGCAUUUUUAACCCGAUCGGACCUGGAUGUAAGAGUUUUUCAUCUGCUGUAUUUUGGGCUUUUUUAUUUGCUAUAUCUUGGACUGAAAAAUACUUUUUUUUCUCUGCCGGAUUAUUGGGGUCUGCCUUCGUAAAAGGGAAGCAUUGCUUGCACACACCCCUUGGCACUGGAGCUGCCUUUAACUCUUUGAUGCCCGACCUUCAGCAACGUUAACCAUUGGGCGCACGGAUUCGGAGACUUUUAACUCCUUAUGGACUACAAAGGAGUGAAGAUGUGCUCCUAACCAUUCACUGGUCUUUUCAUCUUUGGUGCUUUUUUAAAAAAAACUUGCAACAUUGUUGUUGCAUAGAAGUUGCCUUGAGCGGUCGAGUCUCCCAGCCCGACUUUUCCCACCACCCUGCAUCGCUUUACAUUUCCAGAUGUUCAGAAUCGAGAUGCUGUAAAAAAGGGAGAGAAGUGGACUGGACGGGCGAAACCUGUUUUUUUUUUUUAAAGACUUUGCCCAGUUCUCCGAGUAGAAUGCUAGUUUAAAGGCCACUGGGUAACAAAGACAGCUGUGGAGUUCCGUCUUCGGCAAGGGUUAACAGUGACGUUUUCGUGAUCUCGCAGAUAAGUGACAGAGACAAGCAGAAUAUCUACUAUCUGAGAACUUGUUCUGGGAGAGCCUUCUGAAUGAAGUCCAGUGCCUGAAGGAUUAAAGGUACAGUACUGUAUUUAGUUUCAACGAACUUAAUAAACCUGGCACCCAUAACAUCAGAAUUUAAAGGUGUUGCUGGUUGUUCCACGUUCCUCCUUUGAAGACAAGAGAGAACUGAGCCCAUUUGGACUUUAAAAAAAAACCCACACAGAUCAAGAGGAGAGGAGAUUGUCAAGCGAUCUAGCAAUGGCUGAUGCUGCCCUGCCAGCUAGCCAACAGCAACCAAACGGCAAAACUUCUCCCAUCUCCACCUGCAGGGGUGCAGGUGGUGGAGAUGGUGGCGGCGGCGUCGGAGGCGAUGGAGGGGGACCUUUUGUUUUGUCUCCACCCACCACCCAAAAUGCUGCAAGGAGAAGAGAUGGACGGUAGGUGGCAGCCAAGAGAGGCCAUGCAGCAGGAUGGUAGCCCCAUGAGUGGUAUGGAUGCCUGCCCUGGUGCAGAAUGGGACACUCUUUUGGUUGGGGGAAGCCAAGGUUUGGGGGCCUCUGGAGGUGAAGUUGCUGGCCCAAACUGCAGUGAAGUUGCAAAUUUGCAGAAUGCUGAUGAUGGGAACCCGAUGACUGUGCCAUGCCAAGAGUAUAGUGGCCCUGUUGGCCAGCGGUGCAGGCCUCAAGCUGUGGGGGAGGAGGAGAAGCAGCUGGGCAAGAAGAAGCAUAGGAGGCGCCCUUCCAAAAAGAAGAGGCAUUGGAAGCCAUACUACAAGCUCAGCUGGGAAGAGAAGAAGAAGUUUGAUGAGAAGCAGAGCCAGCGGGCUUCCAGACUGCGGGCAGAGAUGUUUGCCAAGGGGCAGCCAGUGGCACCAUACAACACCACACAGUUCUUGAUGGAGGACCAUGAUCAGGAAGAGCCUGAUUUGAAGACGGAUCUCUGCCCCAAGAAGGCUGCUACCAAGUCGGACGAAACAAGUGAAGAAGACUUUGUAGAGGAGGAAGAUGGUGGUAGUGAUGGGAUGGGAGGAGACGGCAGCGAAUUUCUCCAGAAGGAUUUCUCGGAGACCUAUGAGAGGUACCAUGUGGAAAGCCUGCAGAACAUGAGCAAGCAGGAGCUGAUCAAGGAGUACUUGGAGUUGGAGAAGUGCCUGUCCAAGAUGGAGGAAGAGAACAACUGCCUGCGGAUGGAGAAUAAGAAAUUCAUGGGGGACUUGAUGGAACUGGACAGGUUGCGAGCAGAGAACCAAAAACUCUUGAAAGAGAAUGAACUUAGAAAACAGCAGGAGAAACCACUCUCCAAAUUGGGAGAGUGAAAGUGGGGGGAUUUUCUGAGGACUUAACAGUGGAACGGGACAGAAAAACUUCCCAAAACAAGAAUGCAAGAUAUAUAUCCAUAUUGUGGGUGUGUAUAUAUAAAGACAAACAGACCUUUUUCUUUUGGGUGAGCUAAUCAGAAUAAAUUCAAAAUCUCACAUUCUUUUUGAAAAUAGCUCUAACAUAGUGUGUGCUCUUUUUUUUCUAAUUCUAUGUAAUCAGGGGAUCUUUGAGUGGGUGCUUUUAAAACAGAAAAGAACAUCCAGCAUUCAUAGGACAACUUUUUAAAAGUAUAUCUGAUUUGUUAAAAUGUGGAUUUUUUUUGUUUCUUCACUUGGAUAGACAAGCAGGUUGGGGGGAGGGGGAAGUGGCAAAAGGAGCUGUAAAGCAGUCACGAAAAAAGGAUAUACAGAUUCAUGCUAAGAGUUCUAAUAAAGUUAAGGACAUGUCA
Messenger RNA from Pogona vitticeps (central bearded dragon), 2560 nucleotides. It is a transcript of the gene HEXIM1, whose product is annotated as HEXIM P-TEFb complex subunit 1. Gene Ontology annotation, biological process: negative regulation of transcription by RNA polymerase II; negative regulation of cyclin-dependent protein serine/threonine kinase activity. NCBI's taxonomy places the organism in Eukaryota, Metazoa, Chordata, Lepidosauria, Squamata, Agamidae. Gene Ontology annotation, molecular function: cyclin-dependent protein serine/threonine kinase inhibitor activity; 7SK snRNA binding. Gene Ontology annotation, cellular component: nucleus; nucleoplasm; cytoplasm. The record is from RefSeq and is a predicted model, not a curated record.